CCACUUCAGUGUAGUCGUACCUUGCCAUGAUGCACGCUCUCCUUCCUCUCGUCCCCAGCUCUCCCCCCUCCUCACCCCUGGGUUCCUCCAGCUGUGCCUAGAUAGAGCCUGCUGGCCUCUCCUCUCUGAUCUCUGGUCCCCUCUCUCUCUGCCACACAGGAGCUGCAUGGAAGGACACCACAGAAGAAAAGGAACUGGACAAUAGCAGGAAGUGGCUACGGUGGCGUAACCAGGGAAAAGGGCUGAACUCUGCUACUGGGACGUCCUGAGAACAGCACCCCUCAGGGACCACAGCAGUCAGCAGCGUGCCUGGAGAAGGACACAACACACACCAGGGGAAAGACAGACAGCACAGCUGUGUGUACGGCUCUCAGAUACGGCUCCUUCUCUCUGUGUCUCAAUCCUCCACUGUGGGAUCUAACCCCUGGACUGAGACACAUCUCAUUCUGGACUUACUAUCCUGACUGAACAGCUGGAUAAGCUCAAGUUGAAACUUUUCCCAUUUUUGAUGAUGAGGCAGCAAGCUGCCCGUGGGAUGAGCGCACCAGGGCUGAGCAUGGCUCUCCUGGCCCUGCUCUCCUUCUUCAUCGCCAGCAUGGCUGAGCUGAGGGGCGGCAAGCCAGCAGGCCCCGUUCUGCAACGCCACAAGAGAGAGUGGCUGUGGAACUCGCUCUACGUGGAGGAGGAGCGGCCGGCUCCUGUGCCGUACAAGAUAGGACAGUUGAGGUCCACCAAGGUGAAUGAGAGGACACACUAUGAGAUAGUAGGGGAGGGGGUGGUGGGUCAUAACCCACCCAUCUUCAUGGUGAAUGAGAAUGGGGACCUGUUCGUUACCAGCCAGCUGGACCGCGAACAGAAGAGCAAGUACCUCCUUCGGGCCAAGCUGCUUGAUGACCGCAGCAACCUGGUGGAGCGAGAAGAGGACUUUGUGGUCUUGGUCACAGACAUUAACGACAACGAUCCUGUCUUCCCGCCAUCGUUCAAUGCAUCCAUCAGAGAGAGGUCACAUAAAGGAACUAAAGUCAUAACAGCCAGUGCCACUGAUGCAGAUGACCCAACAACGGCCAACGCAGCGCUGCGUUACACCUUGCUCCAAGGAGGGGACGUCUUUGACAUCGACAGCUCCACAGGUCUGAUAACGACCAAGUUCGAGCCCCUGGACCGUGAGCAUCGCAGCCUGUACGUCCUGGUUGUCCAGGCUCAGGACACGUGGGGGAAAAAGCAGGGGGGCACGGCGACCACGUCUGUCUCUAUCACCCUGACCGACAUCAAUGACAACAUGGCAUCCUUUACCAGAAAAUCGUACGAGUUUAAAGUUCCUGAGAACCAGAAGCUGGAUGUGAAGCUCGGCACCCUGGAGCUGGAGGACAGAGAUGAGCUGCAUAACAAAGACCCCAUCUUCACCAUUGCCGCUCCGCUCAAUAUCAAGUUUGACUUGGAGCGCAGUCCAAAGAAAGAUGGCAACCUCAUGCUGAAACAGCCACUGGACUACGAGACCCAGAGCAGCUACACGUUCUCUGUGGAUGUGCGAGAGACCAACCUCCAGGAACCAGCAGACAACAAGAACUUGGCGGUGACCAAAGCACAGGUCGUCAUCCAGGUUCUGGAUGUGGACGAGCCCCCCCUCUUCACUAGAGACAUCUACACCUUCUCCGUGAAGGAGGAGACCAUGGUCACUAACAUAGGAGUGGUCAAAGCCAGAGACCCUGACCGUGUUAACAAAACCAUAAGGUACUCCAUCGAGGAAAUAGACUGUCCAGUGGGAAUCAACCCCAUCACAGGACAGCUGUCUACACAAAGGAAGCUGGACCGUGAGCUAAAGGCUACCUACAUGAUUCAGGUCAAAGCCCAGGAGGAGCCCCAAGGACUGGCCUCUUUUGUGAAGGUGAACUUGCUCGUGAUAGACAUCAAUGACAACGAGCCCGAGCUUUCUGCCGAAGAUGUGUUCGUUUGUGAGAACGACAUGAAGAACACGGUUAUUGGGACAAUUCGAGCCACAGACAAGGAUGAACAAACAGCCACAUUCAGCUUCUCACUGAUGGAGCCCAGCUCCAACUUUUCAGUAAUUGACAACAAGGAUAACACUGCCAACAUCCUGCUAAAACACGGCAGCUUCAGUGUGGACGACCCCAGGGAUUACAUCCUUGAGAUUGGGAUUAAUGAUGGAGGGAGACCGGCAAAGAGCAGUGUCACUUCUCUGCCAAUAAGAGUGUGUCGCUGUGACAGGAACAGGAUCCACACCCAGUGUAAAGCUGCCCAUCUCAAGAUGGGCGUCAGCACGCCAGCUCUAAUCGCCAUCCUUCUCUGCAUUCUCACCAUCCUCGUCAUAGUGAUCCUGUUUGUCCUGAGGAAGCGCUACCAGAAGGAGGCAUUGGUGAGCAUGGGGAAGAAUGCAGAGAUCCACGAGCAGCUAGUGACCUACGACGAGGAGGGCGGCGGGGAGAUGGACACCAACGGCUAUGACGUGUCAAUCUUGACCUCGGCCCGCCAUGACGGCAGCAUGAUGUGCCAGGGCCCCUCCCUCUACGCCAUGGUCCAGCGGCCCCCCGCUUGCAAGGGCGACAUGGCGGUGAUGAUUGAGGUGAAGAAGGACGAGGCGGACCAUGACCGGGAUGGCAUCCCCUAUGACACGCUGCACAUCUACGGCUAUGAAGGCCCAGAGUCCCUGGCCGGGAGCCUCAGCUCACUGGACAACUCCUCCACCAGCUCCAACCUGGACUAUGAUUUCCUCCAGGACUGGGGUCCACGCUUCAGACCCCUGGCCGAGCUGUAUGGGGUGGAUGGGCCAGACACAUACAGCCCCUAUUGAUAAUCCUAACACAGACCCCGACCCUGACCCCUGAAGCCUGAACCAUGACACCCACUCUACUCUUGUUGAUGCCAACACUGAGCGAAAGAACCAACAGGCUAAAAACCCAGUGGCCUACUCCCUCUCUCUCUCUUCCUCUCCCAGUCUAUCUCUCACUCUCUCAAUCCAUCCCUUACUCUUUCCAUCCCUCCCACCUUUUCUAAUACUUACUUUCUUGUUGCUGUUGAACAAGCCGUUUUCUUUUUUGUUCUCUCUGCAUACAGUCAGUCCUCUACUUAUAUCAUCUUUGACACUUGCCUUGAACUUAAAGCCUGUACAUUUUAUAACUUUGAUAUCUUUUUAUUACAAAGUGUUUGUUGAGGGAAAAAAAAUAUGACAUUUUUCAAGACAAAUCAACCAUGAAACAAUGUCUUGCGGACAGAACGGAGCUAUGAUACAGAACAGUCACAAGGCAUCAAAGACAACAGUUGUAAUAUUUGAAUCACAGCAAUGAGGGAUUUUAAUUGAUGACUGUAUCAUUUAAAAUGGUAUCUGGUUCAUCCUCGCGCAUAGAAGGAGGGACAUUUAAAAAAACUGGGUGUUGUUCUUUUUUCUUUGGGUUGACUGAACCACUAUAAUGUGAACCAUAAGUAAUUAAUGAGUCAGUGAGCGAGUCAAGUUGUUUCGAAUCACCCUCACAAAAAUGACUCCAGGCUGUCAACAGUAGCAGUGCCCAGGGACACAGUAGCAGGAAGCACUGAUUACCAAGCUGACAGAAUAAAACUCUAGCCCGAGUUUAUUUGAUUGGACUCCCCAGCCUAUUGUCGAUCUUUCAACCCUGAGUCUUUCAGGCCCGGUGGUUCACACAUCUCAGCCAACUCAGGAAACGACUAGAAGAAGAGUAGAACACAGAGGACAAUGGUGGGCUCUGAACAGCUUUAACCUGUUGUUCUUUCAACCUUCCAUCUUCCUUUCUGUGGAGCAGGGUUUCAGAAUUUGACGUUGUGUUUUCGAUCACACAUCCUAGGUUUUUUAGUUGGGUAUUAAGUUGCCAUUUAGCUGUUGACAUCACUGUCCUGCUACAGUGACGCAGUAGGGAGAGGUUUACACCCAAAAUGUUAUUGUAUCUCUUGAUUUGAUUUCUGAAAUGUUUUUUCUUCUUUUUUAGUUUUGUUUGGUCAGUUUGUGUGUUUUUUUUUUGUUUUUUUUCCCCAUUUUGUUUCAGUUAAACCCCACUGCCAGCUGGGUACCCCAUUUAUAACAAUGGAUACAAUACAUGGAAGCCAUGUUGGCAGUAUGCUGUUGGGAUAUAGCUCUCUGUCCAGCCCUCUCACCCGCCCUUCGAAAUCACCUAAACACAACUCUGGAAUGAGCUUCCUGUGAUAGAGGAAGUCAGCUUCCUGUCUGCUUAUCUAUUAAGUAAAGCAACACAUUGCAGUUCA
Molecule: messenger RNA, 4230 nt
Organism: Osmerus eperlanus (European smelt)
Lineage: Eukaryota; Metazoa; Chordata; Actinopteri; Osmeriformes; Osmeridae
Gene: cdh5
Product: cadherin 5
Exons: 12
Coding region: 509-2809 (766 amino acids)
Biological process (GO): vasculature development; calcium-dependent cell-cell adhesion; multicellular organism development
Cellular component (GO): bicellular tight junction; adherens junction; catenin complex
Molecular function (GO): calcium ion binding; cadherin binding
Source: RefSeq, a predicted model, not a curated record